This is a messenger RNA of Gaeumannomyces tritici R3-111a-1, 675 nucleotides long. RefSeq lists its product as hypothetical. Lineage: Eukaryota; Fungi; Ascomycota; Sordariomycetes; Magnaporthales; Magnaporthaceae. The coding region runs from base 1 to 675 and encodes 224 amino acids. Gene Ontology annotation, biological process: translational elongation. The transcript has 2 exons. Gene Ontology annotation, cellular component: cytoplasm; nucleus. The record is from RefSeq and is a predicted model, not a curated record.
AUGGCUCCCUUCGCUACCAUCUACGCCUACCCGGACAACCCCCGCGUGAAGCGGGCCCAGGUCAUCGCCGCCCUGAACGGGCUGGAGCUCCACGUUCCCGGCCCGGACGAGUGGCAGUUCGGCGUGGCCAACCAGGCGCCCGAGUGGAAGGCCAAGUUCCCGCUCGGCAAGGUGCCCGCCAUGGAGACGGCCGACGGGCUGCGCGUGACCGAGGGCGGCGCCAUCUGUGCCCACAUCGCCGGCUCGGGCCCGCUGGCCGACCAGCUGCUCGGCAAGACGGUGGCCGAGCGCUCGCUGGUCUGGCGCUGGUCGCUCUUCGCCGACUCGGAGCUCGUCGGCAGCGUCAUCCCCGUCCUGAUCGGCUACGUCUUCAAGCUUGCUCCCGCCAACCCCGCCGCCCACGACGCGGCGGCGGCCGGCCUCCAGCGCGCCCUCGUCGCCCUCGACGCCGAGUUCAAGGACGGCAAGGCCUUCCUGGUCGGCGACAAGCUCUCCAUGGCCGACGUCAUGGUAGGCGGUGCCCUCUUCUUCGCCGCCGGCUUCAUGCUCGACGAGGAAAUGGCCAAGGCCGCCCCCAACGUCGUCAAGUACAUGGCCGGACUGAGCACCAUCCCCGAGAUCAAGAACGUUUUUGGGGAGUGGAAGCCCACGGCUGUCAGGAUCCCGAAGGAGUAA